UAGACAAAAGAACUGAAGAUGCUCUCUCCUUCCCUUUUCUGCUCAUUCAAUCCUCGCUCUUUGUGUGUCCGACCAAACAACUCACGUCUUCAUGUACUAGCCCUCAAUCGGGAGUUGAAGCCCAACCACAUGGCAAUGAAUCACGAGUUAAUGCCCAACCACGUGGCAGUGAUAAUGGACGGAAACAGGAGAUGGGCUCGCUCCCGGGGAUUAAAGCCUGAAGCCGGUUACAUGGCGGGUGCUCGCUCGUUGAAGUUGUUUGCGGACCUGUGUUGUAACUGGGGGAUUCGGGUUGCUACCGUCUUCGCAUUUUCAUCCGAUAACUGGUUAAGACCCAAGGCUGAAGUUGAUUUCUUGAUGAGGCUGUUUGAAAGUGCUCUAAAAGAUGAAAUCACAUAUAUGUUGAGGGAAGAUAUCAAACUUUCCGUCAUUGGUGACUUGUCUAAGCUUUCAAAAUCCUUAAAAGAAUUCAUUGCAUAUGCUGAAACCACGACAGAGAACAAUUCACGCCUCAAUCUUGUUAUAGCAGUCAAUUACAGUGGAAAGUACGAUAUUGUCCAAGCUUGUCAAAGCAUCGGUCGGAAAGUCAAAGACGGGCUCAUUGACCCUGAAGAAAUCAACGAGUUUAUUAUUGAAAAUGAACUUGGUACACAUCCUCACCCUCAGUCCGCCCCUGCUCACCCUCACCCUGAUCUUCUUAUACGGACCAGUGGGGAGAUUCGAGUGAGCAACUUCUUUCUAUGGCAAUUGGCAUAUACUGAAUUACAUUUCACUCAAUCGCUUUGGCCGGAUUUUGGAGAGGAUGAAUUUUUACAUGCUUUGCAGGAUUUUCAACAAAGAGUAAGACGAUAUGGUGGAUAAAAAUGAUACGAGUCCUUUCACACCUAUGCAUGUCCUUUCUUAUUUUAAUUGAUGCAUUUCGUUCGAGUAUUUUGGUGGUGUAUUAUUGCAAAUAAAAGGGAGAAGUGGAAUGCCAUUCUCACCCAUGUUCUACGUAGUUAAUAAGUGGUGGUGUUUGUUGCCCAAAAGAAAAAUAAUUGAAUGUAAUAAGCACCUAUUAAAUAAACUUAUACCUAUCCUCGUCCCAUACUUAAAU
Molecule: messenger RNA, 1096 nt
Organism: Helianthus annuus (common sunflower)
Lineage: Eukaryota; Viridiplantae; Streptophyta; Magnoliopsida; Asterales; Asteraceae
Product: dehydrodolichyl diphosphate synthase 2
Exons: 4
Coding region: 19-861 (280 amino acids)
Biological process (GO): polyprenol biosynthetic process; response to cold; plastid membrane organization
Cellular component (GO): chloroplast stroma
Source: RefSeq, a predicted model, not a curated record